Molecule: messenger RNA, 3752 nt
Organism: Pieris brassicae (large cabbage white)
Lineage: Eukaryota; Metazoa; Arthropoda; Insecta; Lepidoptera; Pieridae
Exons: 13
Coding region: 209-3541 (1110 amino acids)
Cellular component (GO): plasma membrane
Molecular function (GO): protein binding
Source: RefSeq, a predicted model, not a curated record
UGUAGUUCAAAACAGACGAUUAGUGUGAGACAAAUAGGGCUCUAAUAAUUUCAGAUGGAUUAUACAGCAUUUAUGUGACGUUACAGUGUCUGUGAAACUUAAUUAAUUUUGACUGCUUCCCGUGAGUGCUUAUGGAAUUACUGUAAUUGUACCACUAAGGUACUUCCAGUCCAUAGGAAAGCAAUGUUGUGACAACAGCGCCCGCAAAAUGUGUUUCGAAAAGCACCUCAACUUUCUAAAUAAUAGAACUAUCUUAUUUAUAAUCGUUUUAUUAUCGCUAAAACUGUGCAGUCCCCAGGACUUGAGUGACGAUUUUAUUGAGGACAGUAUCGAAAUAAUAACAGAAAUGAGUGCAGUUCGAAAAGAAAAAUUCUCUAGAAACAUUGGAGCAGCAACUCCAUGUACACCUAGUGAAUUACUUUGUGAUACGGGCCAAUGUAUAUCCUUAGAUAAAUACUGCAAUGGCGAAGACGAUUGUGGAGAUAAGAGCGACGAGCCGAAGGCCUGCACACCGUGUAACAGAACGUACAUGGGCAACGUAGGGCGCACUUAUGAGCUAGAAGUACGAAGACCGAGAGAAGAUCAUCUUCCCUUUAUAUGCUACCUCAACUUUACUGCAAAUGGUGGAAAAUAUGGCGAUAUAAUACAGCUAACAUUCGACACGUUCACGGUGGGUAAAUUCGUGUCGUUCACGUCGGAUGGCUGUCCAGAUGGGCAUAUGACAAUUGUGGAGAGCAGCCCAUCACCGCCUACGGGACAGUGGUGUGGUUCAGCUUGGGGAUAUACAGUGUAUUUCAGUGAAUCAAACUCCAUCAAUAUGACACUGAGACUGGACCGAUUGAGCCAACAGGGUGUUGGAUACAAUUUCGACUUCAAGUUGGCUUACAAGUUUCUAAGACGGAGCGACGCUAGACUCCGCUUCGGUAACACGACGGUGGGGGCUUGGAGGGGGGAGGGGGUACCUGGAACGUACUGCGACCGCAUACUGAGUGACUGCGACCUAAGAGCAUGCAGGAUACAGUCUCCUAACUUCCCUGGAGUGUACCCGAGGAACGCGACGUGCACCUAUCGCAUCGAGCAUACUAAGUUACCAGCAGACAAACAUGUCCUAUUGGCAGUGAGGCAAACGAAUAGUCAUAAAAUACAUAUCAAAGACCAAAUAGUGAAGUACGAUAGGAGUCAACGCGUACUAAAAAUCUGGGACCAAUGCAACGUAGUCCAAGACUACCUGACGGUUUGGGAUGGACCAACAAGAGAUUCGCCAGUACUGGUGCGACUUUGUGGUGGCGAUGCUGUACCAGAUAUCAUCAGCAGAAGUUCAAAUAUGCUGCUCGAGUUCCAUACAUCGCCGUAUGAUAAUCCAUUUCAUCCUGUACCAUUAAGCUACUUGCCAGGAUUUGAACUUGAAGUACAGGUGUUGUACGUGGACAAAGAUUCCCACUCGUACGUGGGCACGGAUGGGCGCUGCCGGUUCGUUCUACGCUCCUCUGACAGGACGAGUGGCGUGCUACGUAAUCCACGACACUCCCUGCCUCCUAAUACCUCCUGCGUUUACUACUUUCAGGGUCGUCCUAACGAAGUUGUGUGGGUUUCGUUUGUGAAGUACCACGCGGCGGGAACGGAGCCGGCUGGCUUUGACCAACAAAAGGAUUGCUCUUCACAACUAACCAUUUGGGAUGGGGCGGCUCCAGAUGCCGACCUCGAUAGAAAAUUGGAUAUGACCGACAAGAAGUUGCUGCUGGGAUCGUUUUGUCGCGAAGAAUCUCCACGACUAUGUGACCAUGCCCUUCUCUCGAACGCCACGAGAGCAACCAGACCUUGCGCACCAUCUGAGAGUUACAUCACUUCUGGACCAGCACUUACAAUAUUACAGGAACUUCGCCAAGGAUCAGCACUGUAUCCUGUAUCAUUUGUUCUACGUUACGAGUUUGUUGACGUUAGCGAACAGGGGCAGCCAUUGAUGGACUCAAAAUCCGCCUGUGAUAGAGUUUUUAAAUCCGCCCAGACGUACUCCGGAAGAUUUCAAGCACCGAGAGCGAUAUUUUAUUACGGUCGCGGUGGAGCUCAAAAUCUUACGUGUAUAUUGAGGUUCGAAGCAAAAUACGGCGAGAGGGUUCAGUUAAUUUUUAAUAACAACAAUUUUGGCAAUAAGCAUUGUAGCACUCAUAAAGACUCGAGAACCAGCCGUUGGAUAUGCAAUAGACCUCUCAAGAGGACAAUAGGAGGUGAAGGCCUCGCGCAGAUAAUUAUCACUGAAUACCCAUGGGAGGGAGUCCCCAUAAAAAGAGAUUGCCUUUGUACAAACCGCUCUGAACCUCUACACAUUCAUACAUUAACAGCUCCCGUGAUAGAAGUCAAUUUCACUGUUACUAUGAUGAACAUCACUGAAGAUUAUGACGAUUUUAGUUUUGAAGGUGAAUAUAAGUUUAUACCAACUGGACCAGGGGAUGAGACUGUUUGUUCUACUGGCUGGGGAGAAAGACGACUUCGAGGAAGCAGUGGUGAAAUAAGACUGUUUGAUAGGAGAGAAACAUUGCUUUUACCAGAAAUAGUCAGUGACAGGCAUGUGAUAUCAGAGAGUGUUAAAGCAGAAGUAGCUUGUGUACAUAGACCGUGGCUUAUUGAACCAGGCGGGGACGAAGUUACUCCAAUGCAAGGUCGAUAUCUGUACUUAAAGAUUCCUGGAUAUGAAAUCGAUAAAUCUUCAUCGUUAUGCCUCACACCAAAUAGAUUGUUUUUGUAUGAAGCAUAUGAUACAAGUAGAUUUAGGGAAAUAUGCCCCGAUACAUCGAGCAUGAUGGAAUUUUAUUCACCUGGGUGGAACUCAGCUCAAACUUCUAUAGAGUCAUCUCUGAAACCACACGCAAGAAGUUUUGUUAUAGACUUCUUACAACAUGAACAAGCUGAUUAUUCAAUUAAAUGGAUAGAGAUUAUGAAAAAGCCUUCUAUAGAAAAUGAUCCAGAAAAUAGUAUUUUGCCAUCUUCAGUUCUUCUCGACUGCCGAUACCAUUGUCCUGAACUAAAUGCUUGCAUUCCACUCACACUGUGGUGUGAUGGAAGCGCUCACUGUCCAUCUGGAUACGACGAAGAUGAUUCCAACUGUUCGUUCCGAAUAUCAUUGCCUCCACCAUACGUCGUGGCGGUCGCCGGCGUAGGCCUACUAAUAUGUGCAAUAGCGAUAGCACUUUGUGCAUGCAAACGAAGAAGAAAAAAGGACAAAGAAUUUAAAGCACGUCUUGAUGGAGCAUUACAAGUAGAAGAACCAUAUGAUCGAGCAAAAACUAAUGGCAUACCAGAAGCAGCAAAACAAUACGCCACUGUACAAAAAUAUGCUACUAUAGACAAAUACAGUCUCAGCCAAAAGUAUAGCGCAGGUUUAAAUGAUGCUAGAUAUUAUGACGAAGUAGCUCAAAGAGAAAAAUUAAGUGAUACAAGAUACGCAAGUCUAGGCCGCGGUAGAAGCAGUCGAACGGAUAAUAGAAGUUCAAGGAAAGCUUUGCCUGAUUUAGGUUACCCAGACCUAAAGGAUGGCUUUUGUUGACAAUCUCCGGACCCUUUAGAGACGACAGUGUGAACAUUAAUAAAGUUUUGUUUCAUAUUAAAGACUGAAACGGCGAAAGUGCCUACAAAUUUAUUCGCUUUCUAAACUCAGCAGUGUGUGAACAUAUUGGAUGUUUCGGAAUAAUACUAUAUAGUCUCUUGAUUUUCAAAUAACAACUUGAUACUCAUAUUUCAUAUUUAUACAUUUUGUA